Molecule: messenger RNA, 951 nt
Organism: Arabis nemorensis
Lineage: Eukaryota; Viridiplantae; Streptophyta; Magnoliopsida; Brassicales; Brassicaceae
Source: the annotation of a GenBank genome assembly
AUGGCGUCUUUUGCGUUUUGUUACAAUCUCGGUGUGUUCUUCUUGUUUUCCGCAGCUGCUUUGUUGUGUCUUGAUGCAAGGUCAAUGGACAAAACGCAAGAUUAUACGUCGUUUCAGUACCACAAAGGAGCUCUCCUCACCGGCGACAUCUCCACCAACCUAAUAUGGUACGGCAAGUUCAAGCCGUCGCAGCGUGCAAUCAUCACUGACUUCGUUGCUUCCCUCUCGUCUUCCCGGAGAACCACCACCACCGUGUCCAAAAACCCCUCAGUCGCCACGUGGUGGAAGACGGUGGAGAAGUAUCAUCACCAAGGUAACAAGAAGACGACACGUGGAAUACUCACACUCUCUCUCGGAGAACAUAUCCUCGACGAAGGAUGCUCAAUGGGAAAAGCCUUAACGGAGAAAAACAUCAAAGCCUUAGCCGCAAAAGGAGGUCAAAGCCACGCGGUCAACGUCGUCUUAACUUCGGCUGACGUGGCGGUCCAAGGCUUUUGCAUGAACCGAUGCGGAUCGCACGGGUCGGGUUUCGGGUCGUCAGGCAAGAAAUUCGCUUACAUUUGGAUUGGGAACUCAGAGACACAAUGUCCAGGACAAUGCGCGUGGCCUUUCCACGCGCCGGUUUACGGACCACAAGGACCGCCACUUACGGCACCAAACAAUGAUAUGGGCUUAGAUGGGAUGGUGAUCAACUUGGCGAGUCUUUUGGCUGGAACCGCAACGAACCCGUUCGGAGAUGGGUAUUACCAAGGGCCUAAAACGGCACCGCUUGAGGCUGGAUCGGCUUGUAAUGGGAUUUAUGGGAAAGGUUCGUAUCCUGGUUAUGCUGGAGAGUUGCUUGUGGAUGCCACGACCGGUGGAAGUUAUAAUGCGAAAGGAGUAAAUGGGAGGAAAUAUCUGCUUCCGGCUUUGUUUGAUCCGGAAACAUCAGUUUGCUCUACUCUGUUUUGA